GUCCUUCGCCUUGUGUUUGGAUCUGCUGCGGGUAGAAGAUGAGUGGGAUGACGAGCUUCCGAUUUCUGAUUGUUUUACCCGUUGUUCUUCGGCGAUCGAAUGGAACUUUAAUUUUUAGCUUUCUAAUUCUUUCAUCGAGAGGAUUGCUGGAAGAUUGAGUUUCUAUGGAUGUGCCCAUCUGCUGGUCUGGGUAUAUUUAUAGAUUCUCGUGUUGCAAAAGUGAUGUUAUAUAUGCUUAUAAAAAAAUCUGAAUUCUCCACGGAUGUCGAAUUUUCCUUUUUUUUCCCCGAAAUAAAUGAGAGUGGUACAUACUUGUCUGUGAAAAUCCUUUUUUUGGCUUUUAAAUAGAACUGGUCUUGUGCAGUCGUCGCAUGUACCUGCUUUUGAAAAUCUCAGUUCGCCAGUGCCACGAUUGGAAUUGUUCGGAUGUCUUAAAUUAAACAGAUGUUCUUACCUUUGAAUAUUUUAUGAAUAUGGAUUCUUGAUAUUAGCCAAACUUUUCACCAAUGAGUAUAGAAGCAGCAGAGAGGGAUAUUAUUUCUGUAACCCCUGAGAUAUCAAGGCCUAAAAGUUCAGUGGGAAGAAACCUGACAGGGAAAAAGGAAGGUUCAUCUGAGGAAAAGCCAGUUCCUCAUUACCUAAGAGCUUCCACAAAUUCUUGCCAUGAUUUGUGCAAGUAUGGAAUAAAGCAUGAUGUCGAGGUUAAGAAAAGGCGACCUAUUCGCAAAAAAAAAUUAGCCAAUAAAGACAACCCUAUUGGUGAAAAAGAUGAAGGCACCGUUGUUAACAAACUAGAGAGAGGAAAGAAAGAUUAUUCAGAUUUGCCACCUGAGAAGCCAGAAAAUGGUUUGCCACCUGAGAAGCCAGAAAAUGAUAUGCCACCUGAGAAGAUAAUUCAGAUUUCUGAUCUUCCAACUGAAAAGAUAAUUCAGCUUUUUGACUCGACUACAAAUCCAGAAGAAGUUUCAGUUCAAGGUUCCAUGGAUUGGGAGUUCGAUUUUCCCUCAAGUGCUAAGAUGACUGAUUCACUUGUUAAGCAUGCACCUCCGAAUCAAGAUGACGGAUCAUCAGAGGAAACAACAUGCAUCGAACUAAUGACGCCAUCAUCCGUUUCACCAAGCAAUGCUUCUGAUUUGCGUGAGUCAAAUUAUCUGUCAGAAGGAUUAGGAUUACCUGUGAAGCCCAUAAGCAUCAAUCUAGAUCAGAAAGCAGUGGAGAAUGUCAUUGCCUUUAGUGAGAUUGGACCUACAGAAGGAUCAUCAACUGAACCUGUCGUGGUAAAACUCAUGGUUUCAUCAUCAACUGAACACAUCAAUGCUUCGGUCACUCAUACAUCUUCCAAUCUUCUAGAAGGGAUCCACCAUACAUCUUCCAAUCUUCUAGAAGGGAUCUCUGAAGAGCUGAAUGCCGCAUUUCCUGUACAGGAACACACUGCUUCUAGUGAGCAUACCACUUUAAGCGAACUGGACGCAUCGCCUGUUGAAGUCUCAAGCGUGAAGCCUAAGAAUCACAAAAAUGCAAUAUCAGCCAGGAAGGAACUUGCCAAUGGUGGUAUACCACGCAAGACAACAACACUAUACGGUGCAAAUAAAAGGGGACAAAAGGUAGGUCCUUGUCUAGUAGCCAAAGCAAAAGGAGAUAUAACUGAACUCAAAAGUGCAGAUGAAAAUAUUGGCGCACACGGAAGAACCAAAAUCAUUCGACCUGCAAAGGUCAUGGUAUCUGGGAUUUCAAAUACAAAGGAAAAGAAUUCGUUAAGUGUAAUUAGCAAAUCGGUAAUUUCUAGAAAGACAGAGACUAAACAGAUGAAUAACAACCUUGUUGCUGAGACAACCAGGACAGUCAAGAAAAGAGCUUUAUCAGCUGGUAAGACUGCUAAUGAAUCUUCUGAGCCAGCCAACCCCGUGAAAGCCAGGGAUCUCUUACUUAAAGCUAUGUCUCAAUCAACUUCUUCAGAAAAUCUGAAUCAAUUACAGAGUGAUAAGAUAAGCAAGGUUUCAAGCCAUUCAGGUAGAGAAGUGAACAAAGUACUGGGGCAAUCCUUGAGUUCUCUAUCUGUGCGAUCCCUUACUAGAAAAGUUUCAACAAGAAAGUUAUGUAAAGACAGGAAUAUAACCCCCAUCCCUCUGGUGAAAAUUGAAAACAGAGCUGGGAAACUGGGACCAAAGAAAGAAAGUGGUGAAUGUAGUGGGCCAAAACAAGAGAACAUAAAUCUCAGGUCUCUGAAGCAAAAUGUUAGAAAGCAUGUGGAAGUGAAUAAAUCUGUUGGGAAAGAGGGUAACAUUGGUUCUAAAUCUCGUGGAGUGAAUGAACCUGAUAUGAGACAAGCAGUAGCACAAGGAAGCUCCAUUGUUAUAUCCAAGGAUCAAAUUGGUAAACCGCAUAGAAGAACCGCAAGCAUCCAGUCAGAUAAAUUAUCUACACCUCUCAAGUUGAAAUUCAGCAGAGGUAAGGUAGUCAACCUGCAAUCUGAGAACAAGGCACCAAGAAUACUGAAAUUCAGACAGGCUAAAAUAGCAAGUGACAAACAAAAUGCUAUAGGUGACGUUGAUACAAAAUUUACUGUUAUCUCCAAGAGUCAGAUUGACAGACCACAUAGAAGAACCGCAAGUGUCCACUUGGAAGAUAAAUUUUCCACCCCUCAGAAGUUGAAAUUCAGAAGAGGUAAGGUCACUAGCCUGCAACCUGAGAACAAUGUGCCAAGAAUUCUCAGAUUCAGACGUCGUAAAUUGGCAAGUGACAACCAAAACGAUGAAGGAGAUUUCCAUACAAAGUUUCUUAGGAGUGGUCGAAGUGUUCCAAACUCCAAUGCUUCCCUUGCAAAAGCACUUAUAGUCCUUCUGAAGCACCAAGAUGUGCAGGAAAAGAAAGACACGCAACGUUUGUUGAAUCAGGUGAUUGAGGAAACUGCUAGUAAACUUGUUGAAACGAGGAAGAGCAAGGUGAAGGCCCUGGUUGGUGCUUUUGAAACUGUUAUCUCACUUCACGAAGGCAAAGUGUCUCCUCCUCGAGUUCCACCAACUCUUUCUGAUGCUUCAUUUCCACGAUUGCGUGCGUCAUAAUAUUCUCUUCUUUGCCAUUGAGUCUGCAUGAGAUUGGAUUGCAUACUAAUAUGCUCUGAAGGUGUUCUCUCAGGCAACAGAAUAAAAUUAGAAUCAGAAUAAAAGGCUAACAGGUUUUGCUUGUGUUUGUUUUAGUCCUGCUGUAUAUUUCAAAUAAGUUUUGCUACUCGUUUUUCUAUUUUGUUUGUACCUUGACUUUUCUCGUUCCACACUUGUCUAAGCUUAGUGGAUAAUCAAAACACCUGUCAGACAGUAAUAAAUAAAUUUGCUUUUCAUUUUUUUUUUAAGUUCUU
This is a messenger RNA of Zingiber officinale, 3355 nucleotides long. RefSeq lists its product as uncharacterized. The transcript is spliced from 2 exons. The record is from RefSeq and is a predicted model, not a curated record. Bases 507 to 3062 code for a protein of 851 amino acids. Gene Ontology annotation, molecular function: calmodulin binding. Lineage: Eukaryota; Viridiplantae; Streptophyta; Magnoliopsida; Zingiberales; Zingiberaceae.